This is a messenger RNA of Procambarus clarkii (red swamp crayfish), 14257 nucleotides long. NCBI's taxonomy places the organism in Eukaryota, Metazoa, Arthropoda, Malacostraca, Decapoda, Cambaridae. The record is from RefSeq and is a predicted model, not a curated record.
GUGGACAACCACUUAGUAACUGCCAAGUGUCCUCCGCGGCCACCCACACCUCCUCCUCCUCUUCUCCCUAAUUACCUUAAAGCAAACCCCAGUUUACAGUGUACUAGGAAUUAGAUAUUGUGAGUGAGCUGGUCGUGGAAGACCUGGGUAUAACGGCCGCCUCGAGGAGUAAGAUCAUCAUAAGAUGAGUUCAAGUUGAUGAUGGCGUCGACACUCUGGGCCAUACUCGCUCUCAUCACCGGUGUGGUGGUGGCAGGAGCCGAGGGCGCCGCCUGCACGGUGGAGGAGUACCAGUGUAGGACCAGUGGCGAGUGUAUCAGCAAGGAAUGGGUGUGUGACGAGUUCCCAGAUUGCGACGACAAGAGUGACGAGCCGCCUCUCUACGACUGUACGUCGACAGGUGCUGAGGACGAUGCUGGCAGCGAUGGUGGGGACGUCGGGACGCAGGACGCUGGAGGGACGCAGGACGCAGAAGAUACGCAGGAUCAUGAGGACCCUGAUGAACAAUCCGCUGAGGUACCGGGUCCAGACGGUAGUGAAGGCGUGUCGGUGGAGCAGCCUCCAGUGGUGGAGGCGGAGCCUCAGGAGAGAUGCGCCACCACCAAAUGCCAACCUGGGAGGAAGUUGCGACUGGUGGACGGACGGGUGUACCGGUACGACUAUGUGACGGAGAGCAUGACGCGUGUGGCCGGCUCCUCCCCCUCCGUCACCACCCUCACCAUCACCGCCACCCUCGCCCUCACCUCCCUCACCGCCUGCGAGAUGCAGUUAGUGGUAGAGAAGCUGAGCGUGAAGACGAGUAAGAGUGACAGCGGAGGCCAGCAGGAGAUGGUUGAGGACACCGCCUUCACCGAAGCCGUCACCAAGAACCCACUGCGGUUUGCGUACCACGACGGGGAGGUGGAGGAGGUGUGUCCCGCGCCUGAUGAAGACCCCCGCGCCCUCAACUUCAAGCGUGCAGUUGUCUCCCUUCUUCAGAACACCAUGGAGCGUCUUGACCUCGACUACCGUGCUGUGGAGAGGGACGUGGUGGGGGAGUGCCAGGUGGACUACGUGGUGCAGGGCGCCGCGGGGACCAGCCUCCUCAUCCACAAGAAACGCCAUAUUCCCUCCUGCACCGCCCGCUCGUCCACCACCUCAUUUGUGCAAGGAGUCCCCUACGCCUUCGCUGGAGGCCUUCAGAACAUACCGCUGUUGAACAGCAGCAGUAGCUGCAUCCAGGAGAUAGGAAAGGGGCUGGUAAAGUCUGCCAGCUGUCUUGAGGAGCACCGCUUCACACCCUUCAGCACGGAGCAAGGCGGCAUUAUUACCUCCAUCACCCAGAACCUCACAUUCAUUCGCCAGACAUUCUCACAGGCUAAGAUGGGGGCUGUCCAUGGGCGUACUGACCUGCGUUACGACCACCACAACCACAUCCACCUGGAGGGCAUGACCUCUGGCCAGGUGGACGAUGCCCACCAGUGGAGAGCCCAAACAACUACGCUUCUAGACCACAUUGCUGACAAUAUGAAGAGGGAGGGUGUGGCCACCAACGCCCCCCGGCUCUUCAUCGACUUAGUGCAGGUGUUGCGUCAUCUGAACUUCGAGCAGCUGUGGGGCAUCACCCAGGAACGACAGUGGGGACCUGAACGGCCGGUGUUCGAGGACGCCCUGCCCAUGGUGGGUACCGGGGCCAGUGUGGGCGUGAUGCGGGACCUGAUGGUGAAGCAUCAGGUCAACGAUAUCAUCACCAACACCUGGCUCACCUCCCUCUCCUUCAUACCCAGGCCAGACCUGGACACAAUAGUGGAGGCGGCGCCACUGCUGGAGUCUGAGUCGGUGGCUGCAGAUGCCUUCCUGGGAGUUGGUUCCUUGGUGCACUCGUACUGCCGCGACCACCUCUCCUGCAGCACAGACCCGCCCGUCCGCGGCGUCAUGGACGCCCUCCAGGGAUUUCUUCACACAGGCUGCAGAGAGGAUACUAGUGAAGCCAAGAUCCAGGUUCUGAUGGCACUGAAGGGGAUUGGCAACGCUGGCCUUGCGGUUACAGAGACCAUCCCUGAUAGUCUGGCCAAGUGUUUCUUUGAUCCCAUUAUUGAAAACGAGAUCCGGUUGGGCGCUAUUACCGCCUUCAGACGGUUCCCGUGCCACAUAUCAAGACAGCCGCUGCAGACACUCUUCAUGGACUCUACCCAGGACUCAGAGCUGCGCAUCGCCGCCUACCUUGAACUGAUGCGCUGCGCAGACUUCCAGAUCGUCAAGCUCGUCAAACAUAUGCUGCUCUACGAGGAGGUCAACCAAGUGGGGUCGUUCGUGUGGACUCACCUUCAGAACCUGCAGGAGACAGGCCUCCCGUCACGCGCUGAGGUGCAGGGGCUUCUCUCCAACCAGGAUAUUGCCUCCAAGUUUACCCCAGACAUCAGAAGGUUUUCCAGGAACAUCGAGUGGUCGGGCUUCUAUGACGAUCUCAAUGUUGGAGGCGGAGCGGACAUCAACAUGGUGUUCUCGCAGAAGUCUUACAUCCCGCGCUCGGCAACCUUCAACUUCACUACCGACCUCUUCGGCCACUCCCUCAACCUUCUGGAGAUUGGAGCGCGGGCGGAAGGCUGGGACCGCUACACUGACAGCAUCUUCAGGAGUACACCCUCCGAGGACGACUCCCCUAGCAUUAGCAACCCCAAGGUUCUCAGUCUCAUCGAACAGGCCGGCAAGCAAGCCCAAUACCUCGAGAAAGACGCCGAGUUGUCACUUCACAUGAAGACGUUUGGGAGCGAGAUAUACUAUCGACACCUGCACGGGAUGGACAAGAUCAUGGAGGCUAUUAACACCCUCAACCCAGCGGAGAGGAUUCGUCUCCUCAACCAGGGACAGGCUAUCAACAUUCACAAAUCAUGGUUGGCGGCGGAGUCAACGUUCAUCAUCCCCACUACUGCAGGGCUGCCUCUCAACCUCAGCCUCACCGCCAGCGUCGCCCUCGACCUCCACGCCAGCGGCAACGUUGACAUCUUCUCCUUCUUCACUACUGGCCAAGGAGGCAUCAGUGGCAAACUGAAGCCAAGCGUGGGUGUUGAGGUGAUCGGGUCCAUGCUGGUGGAUGGGCACGCGGCACAGUCAGGGGCUCAGCUGACGGCUACGCUCCACUCCUCCACUGUGGUGGAAGGCAGGUUCGACGUGGAAGGCUCCGAGAACCUCCGCCUCGAUAUUAAAGUGCCCAGGGACAAGAUUGAUAUCGUCAACAUGACGACGAGCUUGGUACUGGUUCAUGGGUCGCCUGAAGCUGGGUCCCUGGAGGUGGUGGAGGGCGUGACCAGCGACCGCAUGGAGCUCACUGGCUGCUCGGACUACCAACAGCAACUCGGAACCAAACUGUGCUGGAACGUGCAGUACCCUAAUGCCUCCAGGGUUCCAGAGAGCCCAUUCUAUCCGCUGACGGGGCCGUCUCAGCUCCAGCUGGCCUUGCACAAAACUGAUCCAACGUUGUCCACCUACCAACUGCGUUACACCUGGGAGACACGCCCUGAAUAUCGAACAUUCCUGCUGUCGGUGAAUACACCUGGCACUGCCACUCCUAGAGAACACAGUGUUAAAUACAACGUCAACUUCAGGUCACAGAACAUCUACCUGGAUCUCCACUCGCCCAAGACGAAUGUGUCAGCCAGAGGUCGGUACGUGUGGACGAACAUUGACAAGCGGCUGGACCUGAGUUUGACGGUGAACAACCAUGAGACGGCCACCUUCACCACCGGGAUCACCUCCUACAGCAAGGCUGGCAGAGACGUCUUCAACCCCGUCUUCACCGUCACCUGGCUCCAGCAGGAGAUUGUCAAGGUUACAGGCGUGAUAGACCUGCGGCAGAAGCGGGGGGCGCGGGUGUACGUGGCAGAGAUGCGGGUGAACUACCAGGUGCCAGGAGAGGCCGGCCAGUGGCACCCUGCCACCGGUACCAUCAACGGAGAGCUCACUGACAACGGCCUGGAGAGGGAGGCCAAGCUGGACCUGGCCUACAGCCCCGCGGUGGGGGCGCCGGAGGAGAACCUCAGGAUCGAGUACAAGGAGACCAACUCCUCCACGGUCACCGACAUUAAGUUCGAGCGCAACUGGCGGUUUUUCUUCUCCCAGUUCCCCAGCCUUAACUUCAAGGGCCAGUGGUUCCACCGGCGCCAUUUUGGGUCAGUGGAGAACAACCUACAGAUUAACUUGGGCGAGAAUUUUGAAGACCCACAACACCGUGUGGAUGUCUACCAGGCUUUCACUGUCUACCUGGCCGACCACAGGACCACCCUCAACUCCACCUUCAGUGUUAAGCACCUGAGAAGUAACCUGGACCUGAAGGUGGGCGGCGACUGGUUCCACGACGACCACGUUCUCAAUACGGGCUUCCUCGUCCAGUACGCCACAAAUCGCCAGGUGGAGUCUCGGCUGCACAUGAAGAAGGAGCUCUCAGGGUUCCUGGACACUCAGGGCUUUUGGUACCUGAAGGUACCGGAUAACGUCCACUGGGAGGUCAAGGGUCAUAUCAAAGAGAAGAGAGGCAAAAUAUACACGUUUGAGGGUGAGGCCAAGUCUGGGGGCAGCUGGCGAGUGGAGGUGGGUGGGGCGUAUGGGGACUUCUCCUCCCGUCUUGAACGAGUACACAACUUGUUGCUGGACGUCACCCUCCCUCCCUACGGUCUCACCAGGAUCAACGCCACCUUCCACGCCAACGAGCGCCAGAUGAGCCUCGACACUAGCGUGCUAACGAACUCUGGACGCAACUACCGCGUUCGGGUGGAGUAUGAGCACGGGGAGGACCACCUGCAGACGCGAGGCCACAACCUCCAUCUGGAGCUCCACCUCCCUAACCAGCUCUACAUCCUCAACACCGCUAUCACCUUCGGCUCAGUUGUUACCAUCACCACCGAGCUCCACCUGGACAGACAUCGAGACAUCCACAUGAGUGUGACGGCGGACGUGCUGAGGCCCAGGCAGAGAGGAUUCCAGGUGCUCCUCAAGUGGGACGCCAACAGGGAUCCGAACCAACGGAUGGACUUGGAAGUGAAGUAUGAAACUCCCAGCGACAGGAGGUCCUCCUUCACCAUGAGUGGACUUCUCUUCUUUCUGGGGCAGCAGUAUCGGGCCAACUGGAUGACUCUUAAACAACUGGAGUACGUGGAGGAGGACCUGGUGUGGGAGCACAGGAACGAGGGCGCCUUGAGCUGGACGGACACGAGUCGGGUGGUGCAGUCCGUCACCGCUAACAUGACCUUACGCUUCAGACGCGGCGACACGGCUGAACUCUACGGCAAGUUUGACCUCACAACUCCUUUCAUGCACUGGACCAAGAACUACCUGGAAGUGAAAUACUUCCGCAACGUAGACCAGAUUGAGAGCACCUUGAGGGCGCGCUGGCACGACGGAGAGUUCAUUGACUUGCAGCUCUUGGCUCAAAAGCAGAUAGACGCUGCUAAUUUUAUGAUCGAAUCCAAGCUGGACGUGAGCUCCUCCUUCGAGGGCCUCGUCAGCGCCAGCACAGGGGUCAAGAUGGAGAAGAAACCGAACAUUAUCGACUCGAACUUCUACAUCCAGUGGGACCGAGACCGCUUGGAGAUUUCCUUGGAGGGUAAAGACGACAGCUUCCACGACGAGCUCCGUUACUCGGUGUUCGGCCAGAUCCUCACUACUAUUGAGGGCUACCGCGAGAUGUCUUCGGCCGUCGACCUAAUGCUCAGAUCUGCCUCCCUCGACCUCAAGGCCACCUCCAAGUGGGAAGGAAACAACUAUAAGCUUCACUUAAACGGAGACAUGUACAAAGGAAAGGAGUACCUGUUUGCCUCUCUGGUGUUGAGUUCCCUGCAGCAGGAGGACAUCGUCACAGCUACCAUCCGCGUCUACCAGGAUCCCCUCGUCAUGGAGGACAAACUCUCUAUUAUGGUGAAGUGGUUCGGAGAUGAAGUGAUGGUUGAGGGCCAGGUGGCGACGCUGCCCCAGAACUUCAAGGCAGGCUUACACAUAGAGACCACACUGGAUGAACUCAAACGUGCCGUCAUCGUCCUGGGCCACUCUAAGGACCCCGUCUUCAAGACCGAAGCCAAAGUUCAGUGGAACGAUAAAGUUGAUGUAGGGUUUGUGCUGCUGGGUCAGGUGAUGUCACUUUCAGACUUCCUCGUCAGCUGUACCAUCCUCACCCCUUUCCCAGGCUUCAAGGUCAUAACAGGAGAGCUGAGAAACUUUUUCCGACUGGAACCUGAGGUCCGGGUCCACUCUAGGAUCUUUGGCCAGCUUGGUGAACAAAAGUACGGACUGGGGGCUCGCUACGAGCACGGCCAGCUGCCUCGCCUGAGGGUGGCGCUGGAGGUGUACACGCCCCUCCCGGAGCUCCACACAAUCUUCCUGGACCUGUGCGACAACUCCACCGUCACUGAUACUAGCUACGAUCUCACCAUGCAGUACGGACCCACCAACACCCUAAGACUCAACCUCGAACUCCAGCAAAGCGAGAAUGGGGUGGAAGGUCAAGCCAUCACCGUGCUGCCUCUCAGGUCCCUGGACGAGCACCUCAGUGACACCAGUCUCCAGGCCUCAGGUAGCCUCUCCUGGAUGCCCGAGGCCAAGCUCGACCUUACCAUCUCUUCUGAUGCAUCCAUCCCCACCAAGCUGGUGUUGAAGGGAAGGUUCCCCAAGAAGGAGGAAGGGGAGCUGCAGCUGAUGUUGACGACGCCAGUGGAGGGAUACGAGACACUGGACAUAGCGUGCGAGUACCAGUUGCCUGACGACUACCAGGCCGGCCACCUCACCCUCAGGUUCAGUACUCCUGCAGGCCGAGCCUUCCACCUCACCACAGUUGGCACUACCAAAGAUUUUUCCGGCUCCUUCGCCUCACCGUUUGAACCUUUCAGAAACGGAACCUUCGCGUGGAAGUUGACAGCCUUAGAUGUUCUCAAGUCUCAGCUGCUGACUAAGUUGGGCUGGGAAGGAGGCGACAUCGUGUUGGAUGCCACUGUUAAAUUCCAGCAUAAUUUCAUUCGUGAGUUGGAUGGGACCCUUGAGACGCCGUGGGAGGACCUGGAACACUCCAGACUCCGGCUGGAGGGCACGCCGCAGGAGGGCGGCUACAGGAACCGGCUGGUGCUGGAGGGAUCUGGACACACCUACCGAGGCGACCUCUUCUGGAAAUACCGAGAGGAGAAUGACUGGGAGGUGGACAUCCAGGUGGAGCGGGAGUACGGGGGAGAACACGGCAGGUACACCGUCCACCUCGGCCUCACUAACCUCCACUCACAGCCGCUCAAGGUGGCGCUGCGCCUCACCACGCCUCACCAAGCCUUCAAGAGCCUCAAGAUCGAUCUUCUGCUACAACCAUCACAAGCCCCUUACCAGCUCAAAAUCGUUUGGGAGACUCCUGUUGGCUCCGGUGAUCUCGAGCUCGUCUUCAAGAGCUUCUCUUUCAGUAAGGUGGAGGGCAACGUGUCCCUGAAGGUGGUGCAGGAGGAGGGUCCGGACAGGUCCUACGCCGUGGAGCUGGACCUUACCAAUGGCUCGGCGCAAGAUAUGAUUGACGUAGUGGGCAGCGUCGACGUCAAGAGCAAUGACGGCUACUGGGACCACCUGGUGGUGAAGGGGAGGGUGCUGCAGGUGUCGUCAGCGCCGGGGGAGCUGAGCCUGUACCUGCUGUGGCCUCGUCUUGAACCCAUCACAUUUAAGGCCCUCGCUGAGCAUUAUCACGACCACGACGGCUUCCGCGUCAUUAAGCCCACCAUCACUCUUGACCUCUCCAGGUCACGCUACAGCUUCGCCGGCGAGUUACGUAAAGACGACCGUCGGCUGAACCUGACGGGAACGCUGGACUGGGAGCGAGGGUCAUCGGCGCCCCAGCAGGUCGUCCUCCACUCCAGCCUGGUGUUCAAAGGAGAUGCCAUAGACGGCCUCCUGACCUUCGACCUGCCCAUGGUGCAGGGCUGGCACACCAACAAGGCCGACAUCCACUACGAGGCCCAUGACGAGAGGCACUGGUUCAGGACAACCAUAGAGACGGGGUCAGAGGUGACGACAGUGUCAGGCAACAUUUUGGGUCAAGGCUUCCCUGCAGGUGACGGGGUUAUUACCGUCACUUCCUCCCUCGUCUGGGACAAACAGCCCAUCAUUCUCAAUUUUAAGCAGGAGCUGACGGAGGAAGGGUACGAGGGUGACUAUAACUUGGAGUGGCCCCGAAGGCACAACUCCACCUCGCCCUGGGAACGCAGUCCCGUCCACGCCUCCCUCAAGCAUCGCUUCCUGCCGUCAGGACACCGUGGUACUCUGCAGAUCACGGGAGAUUUCACACAGAAAAUGCCCGUCCAGAUCGACUAUGGUUUUAAGUUCCCUGUGACGGGGGACGUGACGAUGGAGUUGGGGGCCACGUAUCGUCUCUUUGUACUGAAGGUGAAAGUGGAGCGCCUCACCGCUGUGCUCCCUCAAGGCAUCGUCAAACGCCGCACUUCCUUCGAGUUCGACAACGCCCUCUGGCCUUUUGGAAUAUCCUCAACUACAGAAACUAACCCUAAAACGGAUACGGAAUUAGAGACAGUGACGACGGUGGAGGUGUUCGACCUGUACGAUGUGACCAGACGCAUCACCAUCAGCCUCCUCCACAACACUGCUCAGUCCGGCACACACUUCUCCAUCAAGGGGAACGUGCUGGACCGGGAGGUGGUGCUGGCCAUGGGCUACCGCCUCACUCACCAAAACUUCCACACCAGCUUCCUUCUCUCCUGGUCUCAAGACGAGAAGAUCGAAUUUGAUUUCGACUGGAAGGACGUCUCCAAGGGGUUCACCAAGGAGCACAUUUUGAGGGGAAAAUUCUCGCAACCUUACCGCACUGUGCUGCUCGACGGGUUCUACAAGCGCUCCUCCAGGAACAUCAACGCCUACAUCACCUUCAACUGGGACGUCGACGACAGCGAUGAUCCCAGCGAGGUGACCGGUCGGUUGACAUGGGCGGACGAGAGCACGACAGGGAACCGGCUUCACAAGGGCCUGAUCAGUCUCACACACCCGCUCCUACAGGAGGACGUGAAGCUAGCGGGAGAACUACGUCAGAAUGCCCGGGAGUUGAUCGCGGCGGAUGUGAAGCUGGAGUACUCGCAGGGUUCCCAGGAUGAUCUGACGGCGACGCUGGUGGUGACGAAAGACACGGCGCACGAUGGAGCACUCGUCUUUACCGGCACCACCUCCCUCCUUCACCCGGCUUCCAACUUGAGUGUGGAGACCAACGGGACAGUGAGUUUCGGGUCAGCCAGAUACGGUCUGGAGCAGGACCUGAGCUACACCAACCUCACCGGUCACCAGCACACCGCGCACCUCCUCACCACGCUCCACCCUCUCCAGAAGACCCUUCACAUCUCGCUGGAAACGUGGAGGAAGCUGGUGGACAUCGAGAUGGAGGUGGAGCAGGACAACCAGGGCCGGUGGAAGGUGGCAACGACUAGCUCCCCUGGCCAGGCGCCCCUCUUGACCUACCUGCAGGUGCAUCCCGCCCAUCCCGUCCUCACCAUCACCUUCGACAACCUCCUCUCUAAUGACACCACCUACGACACUUCGUUCCCCAGGUAUAUUGCGGAACAAGUGGUGAUUGAAGGCGGUAUAGAGGAUCACCGCAAUGCUCGCUUCUCUAUGAAGCACUUGCAGCCCGCGUGGCUCAGAGGAGAGGCGGCCGAGGUGUCCGAGUGGAUUUCUGAUGCAAACUUCUUCUUCCGUCUGAACCAUUCCCGGCUCCUCACCUCGCGCCUUUCCUGGAGACCCGAGAUGAAGCUUGAGCUGAUGAACGAAGUUGCGGAGGUGAUCGGUGCGUCGCACGACCUGCGCCAGAACUUGGAGGACUGGGUGAUGGGCUCCCUGGAGGUGGCUGCAGACGAGGUCCUCAUCCGUGCCCAACCCAUCCUCAAGGACUUGGUCAAAGUUGUCAGACCACUUCUUCUGGACUUCAGGAAUGAGUCCCGGGAGUUCGUAGCGGACCUGUGGCUUCUCUACAACAACAUCAACUCGACGGCGAUGGAGCUGCAGAUUCUGGAGUCUGUUAGGUUCGUCGUCAGCAGCGUCAUGGUGACCCUGGAGGAAAUACCAGCCGUCCAGCGCCUGAAGGCCCGCCUGGAAAGCGGGGUGCUGCGUGGCGCCCUCAAGACCAUUCUCGACAAGCUCCGAGGCUUCUACCUUCAGCUCUUCUUAGAGCCGUCUGGACCAGGGCUGAAGGAGAAGUUGAGUUCGCUGCUGUCCACCUUCGCUGAGAUGCAUGACCAGAUGGCGAAGCGCCUGUACCUGUGGAUGAGCAAAGCUGUCCAGGGGUUCACGGACCGGGUGGGGGAGUGGCUGCGGCGCAAGUGGAGGGCCGUCUACGACAACUACAAGCCCCACAUCCUCAGGACAUUCGAUGACGUGGAGACCAACGCCUGGAUCUUCGCCGAGAACCUUAUUGAGUGGCUGCAGAAGCUGGGCCUGGAAAUCAAAUCCUCAGCUACCUACCGGCGCAUCCAGGAAAUGGUCGAGUACUUGGAAGACAUCUAUAGAGACUUCACCGAGAACUCGAAGCGUGAGAACCUGGAGAAGUACUACAACAUGAUGGUCGAAAUGGUUAAAAACGGAGUUAGAGUCCUCAUGAUGAGAGUGGCACCGUUCGUGGAGGAUUGGGUGGGCGAGCUACGGAAAGCAUGGGAGCAACUUCUACAGUACCGACCUGUAAGACAACUGCAGCUGACCCUCCUCGCUGCUGCCGACAAGGUGUUGUGGACGGUGAGGUAUGUUGACGUGCGGGGCCACGUGGUGGACGCCUUGGUCUUCACCCUCGAGCACGGCUACACUAUCGUCUCCCAGACCAGCGUCCAGGCCUCCCAGAAACACAUCUUGGCCAAGACGAAGUUCAGUUUCAUCCCAGAAGAAGGAGAGAUGGAAUUGGUGCAGAAGUUGCCCAUCGACUGGCAUUCUUUCGACCACAAGCCCAACUGGCGGGACCUGCCAGAGUACAAGAACAUCCAGUGGGUGCGUGAUACCUUCUUCUCCUCCAUGAACUUCACCUUCCACGAGGUAUGGUACAAAUACCUCAACCUCGACCUCAGCUUGAAGCCCAUAUCGUGGAUCCUUCCCUCACCGGCGACGGGGUACAUGAUCGGGGAGCAGCACUUCAUGACCUUCGACGGCCGCCACCUGGAGUUCAAGGGACGGUGUCAGCACCUUCUGGCGGCCGAUAUGGUGGGCGGGAGGUGGGCGGUGACCGUCAACUACCACAGCCACUCAUCACGCACCAUCAUCAUAUACAUCGACAAUAGCGAAAUAGAACUGGCCAGUGAAUUCAGGGUGACAAUCAACAGACGUCCAACGGAGCUUCCAGCGGGGCUUCCUUCAGCAACCGUGCACAGGUGGCUCAAUAAGAUCCACGUCUACACUGACUACGAAUUCUCCGUCACCUGGAACCAGGCUCACGACGUUGUUGCUGUAUCCGUCUAUGGUCUGUACUUCAACAAAACUGGCGGGCUAUUGGGUGUGUACAACAACGAGCCUUACGACGACUUCCAGCUCCCCGACGGCACUCUGGCACCUGUGGUGGGGGUGCUGGCCGAGGGAUGGGACGUGAGCCGCAGACAGUGCCUCUCCAGCGGAAACAUCGCCAGAGGUCGCUCCAAGGUGCCUAUAGGCGCCUGUACGUUCCUCUUCCAGGCUAACAUCUCUCCCUUCAAGCACUGUUUCUUCCAGGUGGACCCGAGGCCAUACCUGGACAUGUGUCUGGUGGACUACCGGGGCCAGGAGCGUGACACGUGUACAGCAGCUACAGCCUACACGGAGGCCUGUUCCACUAAGAGCAUUCCCGUCAAGAUUCCCGUUUUCUGCGUCCAGUGUGAAUACAUGACUAACGACGGGCAGACGAAGACGCUGGAGGAGGGCACGUCAGUCAUGCUGGAGAGAGACGAGAUCCUCAGAUCUACAGACGUGGUGCUCCUGGUGGAGGCCAGAGCCUGCAACCUGGCCCUCGCGGAGAAAAAACCGCUCAACCGCUUCGAUGCCUUCAUUCAUGUCAUGAACGAGGAGUUAGAGACGAAUGGUUUUCGUCUUGUGAGGUACGCUAUGGUGGUGUACGGCUCUGACAGUGGAAUGUUUACUCAGCCGACUGUGUCCACUGUUGACAACCAGAUCUUUGUCGAUGCUGCCAACAUCCACAGAGCCCUCGACCACGUCGUGUUCUUGAAUGAGACGGAUGAGGCGUACGGGUACCUCUCUCCUGACGCCUUCGACGCCUUCACUGUGGCUGCCAAGCUCAACUUCCGCGCUGGCGUCACCAUCACCUUCGUCCACUUCCCCUGCGAGUCUUGUCUCCCAGCCGUUCCUUCUAUGGACUACAGUACCAUGUACCACAUCCUCCUGGAGUACUCAAUCAACCUCCACGUCUUCAAUCAGGAGCUCUUCGACAUCCCGAAGGAGAAGGAGAAAAAGAAGAUACUGGGUAUUGACAGCAGCAACGCCUACACUCUCAAGGAUGCCAAGAACCGCGGGAGAGCAGUUGUACUGAAGGGCGACCCGGUGAUCAGACGCCAAGUUACUAUUCCCAAGGACAAGCUUGGCUUCUGUGCCCCUCUCGCCCUCGAGACCAAUGGAACCAUCUUCACGUUCUCGUCCUUCAUGAUCCCGAAGAGACGCUCUCCAGGGAAGGAGAAGAAGAAAGUCAUUAAGCUGGCUACCGUGUUCGGUCAGCGGGUUGCACUGACGGCCCUCCCGCAGGAGCGCAAGCGGUGCGUGUGCGUCCCCACCACUCCUGACGGAGCCGCCAGCGUCCACUGUGACAACUGGAACAAUGGACACAUCUCCAUCCUCGAGCAGUACGCGGCCGAGGAACUACCCGCAAACCCCGAGACCAACAUUGGUGAAGAAGGCUCCUGCAUUCGGCGGGACCCAGCUGGAAAGUGCGUUGAGUGGCUCAAGUACUGACUCUUCACUGUGUGAGUUGGGUUUGGAGUGUGAGUGGACAUUUUAGUGUGUGACGCAGGGUUUGCAUGAGUUUUUUUUUAGUAUUAGCUUGGUUUAUGACCGUGAACUGUUUUUCGUGAGUUUCAGCAGCUGGGUAUUGAGAGUGUGUUUGGUUUAAAAUCUAUAGCAGUUCUCCGAUAAUAUUAGAUGAGUGUACAGUAGGUCGCUCUGAUCAUGUCAGUGACACAGUGAAGAAACUCACAAUGUGCAGUGUAAUGUGAAAAGUGCAGUGUAAUGUGACAUGGUCUGGAUUAAUAUCCUCUAAUUUGUUCAGUAUUUUAAAAGUUUAUGUGAGAUCCACCUUGUCAUGUCUGAGUUGGUGUGUUGUUAGUCCUGUGACCCUCAACCUUUCCUGGUAUGUAAGUCGUCGUAGUUCUGGGAUUAUUUCUGUCGUCCUGAAUGGCUGACUGUCUCAGCUGCAUCAGUGUGUGUGAUCAAGAUCGAUAUAUUUGUAUACCAAAAAUAUGCAAGUUCGGUAAUAUUUGUUCUCCUUAUAUGUAAGCGUGAAAAUGUCUUUGAAGAUUGGCAAACUGAACCUAUAGAUAAUUGGAACACAUCACCAGGAGGCUUAUGUGGGUUUACGAGGAUUGUGCGAGGAUUACCAGGUUGGUAAUGUUUCCCAGGUUUGUCUGAGAUUUACCAGGAUUUUGGGUGGUUUACCAGGUUUAUGUGUCGAUUACCAGGUUUGGACGGAUUGUCAGGCUUGUUAUGGAUUUACCUGGGCUGUGUGGGAAUUCCUAGGUGUGUAUUUGGAUUACUAGCUUUGUGAUUUAUCGGAUUUGAGUGGAGAUAACCAGGUUUGUGUGUGGAUUAGCAGAUUUGUAUGAAGAUUAGGAUGUUUGUGUGAAGAUUACUAGGUUUAUUUGUGGAUUGCCAAGUUUUUGUCUGGAUUACAAUAUUGUAUGUAAAUUACAAGGUUCGUUUGUGGAUUACUUGGAUAAAGUUAUAUGCCUUCGUGAACAAAGUUAAUAUACUUAAUUAUAAGUGAAGACGAUGGUUUGUGUAACAUGUGUCGUUUUCAAUACUUGAACAUUUUUGUUUAGUUUUUAUUGUUUAACUGUUACCUUCAAUAGUGGUAACUUCCUUCAGUACUUCGGAUACUCUUCAUGGAAUUUGGGAUUUAGGAAUCCUUGGAUUGAAUUAAACCCCAAUGACGUUUCUACCUUUAUUUAAUUUUACAGGUAUACAUUUGUCUAAAAAGUACUUUUGGUGGUCUUAGACAUGCAAUCUUUUAAACUUUUAUCCUCUUCAGUAAACAAACAAAUUUAAAUGUGUAUUUUAUGGACUUUGUUAAAUAUAAUUUUGAUAAAUAAAA